CUUGCUCUAGCUUCCUUCGGUGAGAAUGCGCGCUUUGGCACGUUGACUACGCGCUGACUCCCUUUUUAUCAAGUCGUUGGGAUAGGUGAGGAGUGCAUCUAUCAUGUGGUUGUUUUCAGAAUUCUGACCGAUGUUGAUGAUCUACAGCAGCCGUGGGGACUGGAUAUAAGAUUCAGACCUGGACGAAAAUACGGUCAUCAGAGCUCAUCGCGACGCUAGGGGGCAUUGCUUUUGCGCUUGCCUUGGCGGUAGAUAUUGUACAGCCCGCAAUGAUGUUGCAUGCUUUGCGCUGCAGUCGAGGCGAAAGGAACACCGUUUCACGUAGCCUCGUUGGUGUUGCGCAAGUGUGGACAGUUUAUCUGUCUGGUACCGGAAUGUUCACCAGCAUCAUAGCAUUAACUGCACUGAUAUUGUUCUGGUUAAAUCGUUCAGACUUGCUCUUCCUUGGAUUAAUGGAGAUACGAAGCAGAUUGUACGCAACCUGUUUCUUAUCGAGCCUAACUGCUCGACGACACUCGAGAAUGGAUAAGGCCGAAGCCGUAUGGACGUCCUGGGACUUCGGUCGGAAGAGCGAUAAUGCUGUUUUGUCGACUCAAAUUAUAAACGCUGUGGACUCUUACCAGAGUUGUCAUGAAGACGACCUACCGAGUGCCACUGCCAAGGCGCAAACAUCGCACGUCUGACAUGUCUCUGCUCUGGUGACGGCAUCUUAGAUAGUGUAAGAACAUGAUACGAGGUGGCUUGAUCUUAUCAUUGCCCCAUGGAUCAGUAUGAUGGACUCACAAAUCCAUACAUUUAGCGUAAUGCUCGACUUGUAUUCUUGGAAAUAUAGCUUGGAUAUACCGACC
Molecule: messenger RNA, 848 nt
Organism: Gloeophyllum trabeum ATCC 11539
Lineage: Eukaryota; Fungi; Basidiomycota; Agaricomycetes; Gloeophyllales; Gloeophyllaceae
Exons: 9
Coding region: 270-683 (137 amino acids)
Source: RefSeq, a predicted model, not a curated record